AUGUAUUGGCCUGUGUGUCAUUUACAGGGGGUGAGCCUGACGUCGCUGCAGACGCUACAGGGGCUGCAGGGGUUGCAGGGGUUGCCGGGGCUGGCGGGGCUGCAGGGUGUGCAGAACGUGCAAGUCCAGAUCCCUGGUUUGGCGGCACCCAUCUCCCUCUCGCUGAACGUGUCGGGCGCGCCCAGUAGUUUGUUCGUGUCGGUGCCGCCGACCACCUCCGUCGUGCUCGCUAACCAGCCGUCCGUGCUCAGUUUGCCCAUUGCGCAACUGAUGUCGGCGGGCGUGAAGGGCGGCGUGCGCGGCGGCACGGUGCAGGUGGUGCGCGGCGCGCGCCCCGCCCGCCUCGCGCGCCCCGCGCCGCGCCCCGCGCUGCAGCCCGCCGGCACCGCUCAAUUCAUCACACAGCCCCAAACGCAACCGUUGAACGCGCAUCAGGUGCGACGGAAAUCGAACCCGGACAGUUCAUAGUAAAGACUUCAUGUACACCACACUGCCGUUAGUUAAAUUGUAAAUAAGUGCAAGUAGAUGAAAUUUUAUUUAAGGUGACAGUGAUGUGUGUAUCCGUGCAAUAUGCGAGAAUAGCCAAUUGAUGGAAUAGAAACAUUGAACUUAUUUAUGCCAGAUGUUCAACUAUUGUAAAUUUAUACGUAAUAUUUUAAAAAUCGCCGAAUGAGACUGACGAAUUCAUUUUGUUACAAUAAAUAUCUCCAUUAUAUAAAAUAAUAAAAUAAAAUGAUAAUUUUUAAUCAUGCAAACGCAAUAUUUUAUAUACAAAGUUAUCGUGUAUAUUUUUUAUGUCACAAACGUUAUGUAUGGGGUUUGAAUGUGCAUUAGUAUUUGCUUGAUCAUGACAUGGAUGUGGUUAAAUUAUAAGUAAAACUCCGUUCAAUAACAAUACCUAUUCUCUACGCAUUAGGGUUCAAAUUCAUUAUUUCCUUCUUUAUUUUAAUGGCCAUGUUGCUUUAUCUAGAAGCUUCCUAGAGUUAAUAUAAAUAUACAUAGCAAGGCAUUGAAUUUGAUACAAUGAUGAUUAAAUAGCAAUGUGUAAAUUACAUUUGAAUGAAAUAUGUAUUUUUAAUUCAUCCGUAUUUUUCCGACGUUUUCAAAACGUCCAAAAUUAGCUCUACUCCUUGUUGCUGCUAUCGAAAGUAAUUAUCGAUAUAAUAGAUUUUUAGUAAUUUGCAUGGAAUUUGUAUUAAUGAUGAUUUAAUGUUCAUUCCUUUAAUAAAUUUCGCUAUCCCUAUUAAACCAUAAUUUGAACCUUAUUACGUAGUUUGUGAAGGCAAUAUUCGAACAGCAAUAUUAUACAUUUCUUGAUCUAGCAGGGUGCAUACACUGGAUUGUUAAAGUUCCCUCUAUACUAGCGAACAAUAUAGUAAAUAAUAAGGCUGUUAAAUACGAUAUAAGCCUUAUUCGAAUGUAGUGUAGAUGUCACGUGGAUAUUUUUAUAUGUAUCCAGAAAAGCAUGCCUGAAACGUCAAAUUUCCACGUCGUUGACAACGUGUGUGGUAUGAACAAUCAACGAAUUAAUUAAGUGGUAGUUGAAUUAUGUAUAGGAAAUAAUCAGGUCGCUAUAUUCUCCUCUUAUAUAUUCCUUGUUCUUCUAGUCUUAUAACUUGUUUGUACCACUGCUUACUAAAUUUUCAAUUAUAACUAACCCCAUAUCAAACAUCCUAUGCUUACUACUGCCCAAAUAAGAGACUAGUGUAUUGAUUAAGGUUAUACACAUACGAAUAAGGAGAAUUUGUUCCUUGUUGUUCUUUUGAAAGUUAUUGGUUUUCACAUGCAAUGAUUCCUAUAGAAUCGCAUUACCUACAGUUUCUUGUUAAGGGAAGGUCGAAUCAGUCAAUUGUACUUAAAUCGAAAUUAAACCUGCUAUCGUUUCUCAUUGUUAAAUCAGUAUUAUGGGCCAGUUCCAGGCAAAAUAAAUUCGUAAUUAAACAUUGAUGAAAGUACAAGAAACGUAUACCUGUGUAUUGUAAAAUUGUAAAUUUGUAUAAAUAUUGUUGUCGCGUUACAUCACAAUGAAAUUAAAGUAAUGUUAUAUAAUGUAAGUUGAAUUUGCGUCGUGUCGCGUGUGUUACUGUGUUCAAAAGUUGUUGUUAAUAUAUUUUAUUUGUAAAGUCAUGGUUGACGGGUGAUUGGUUUUAGAAUAUUCUUGCUUAAGACAUAUUUUUCUUAUGGUAAUAUUUUCUUGUAUGAAAGUUGUCUUAUUUUAACCUAUAUUAAAACAUUUUUGUUGAUUUGAAGUUCACCCACAGAAUGCUGUUCAAUGGAUAUAUUAAUAAAUGAAUGAAUUUGUUAUAGAAAAAUAAUAUCUGCAUAUAAUACGAUUUUAAUAAAAUAGUAACAUUAAAACAUGUUCCUCGCCUUGUACAGUAAUAAUAA
Zerene cesonia (dogface butterfly) is the source of this 2388-nucleotide messenger RNA. RefSeq lists its product as uncharacterized. The transcript has 5 exons. The record is from RefSeq and is a predicted model, not a curated record. Lineage: Eukaryota; Metazoa; Arthropoda; Insecta; Lepidoptera; Pieridae. Bases 1 to 468 code for a protein of 155 amino acids.